Molecule: messenger RNA, 1812 nt
Organism: Striga hermonthica
Lineage: Eukaryota; Viridiplantae; Streptophyta; Magnoliopsida; Lamiales; Orobanchaceae
Source: the annotation of a GenBank genome assembly
AUGUCCUCGUCGUCGGCGCCGCCGCCGCCACCCCACAACCACGAACCCAUCGCCGAAAACCAGACCCGACCCGAACCCCCUCAAAAACCCGCAUCGGAUAUCAAGAAGCCAACUUUCCUAACCCCCCACCAGAAGCCCACGUGGGUCCUCCCCUACCGGACCCCACUCCUCAAGAGCCUAUACUCCAUCGGCCGGAAGCUCGGCCAGGGCCAGUUCGGGAUCACCUUCCUCUGCACCGAGAAAUCCACCGGCACGCCCUACGCCUGCAAAUCCAUCCCCAAGAGGAAGCUGAUCUGCCGGGAGGACUACGAUGAUGUCUGGAGGGAGAUUCAGAUAAUGCACCACCUGUCGGAGCACCCCAACGUUGUACGGAUAAAGGGCACCUACGAGGACGCCCUGUUCGUGCACAUAGUCAUGGAGCUAUGCGCCGGCGGCGAGCUCUUCGACCGGAUUGUGCAGAAAGGGCAUUACAGCGAGAGGGAGGCCGCAAAGCUGAUCAAGACUAUUGUUGGAGUGGUCGAGGGCUGUCACUCGUUAGGGGUCAUGCACAGGGAUUUGAAGCCCGAGAAUUUCUUGUUCCUUAGUGCCGAUGAGGAUGCUGCUUUGAAGGCCACUGAUUUCGGACUCUCUGUUUUUUACAAACCAGACGAAAGUUUUAGCGACGUUGUGGGAAGUCCUUAUUAUGUUGCACCGGAGGUACUGCAGAAACAUUAUGGACCCGAGGCAGAUGUGUGGAGUGCUGGAGUUAUUUUGUACAUAUUACUCAGUGGUGUUCCACCUUUCUGGGCAGAAACUGAGAUCGGAAUUUUCCGCCAGAUAUUACGAGGAAAAUUGGACUUUGAUUCCGAACCAUGGCCUGUGAUUUCAGAUGUUGCCAAGGAUUUAUUAAGAAAGAUGCUGGACAGAAAUCCAAAGACGAGGUUAACAGCACAUGAAGUUUUGUGCCAUCCAUGGAUAGUUGAUGAUACAAUGGCCCCUGAUAAGCCACUUGAUUCUGCGGUUUUAUCACGCCUCAAGCAGUUCUCGGCAAUGAACAAACUUAAGAAAAUGGCUCUACGUGUCAUUGCCGAGAGAUUAUCCGAAGAAGAAAUUGGCGGUCUAAAAGAUCUGUUCAAAAUGAUUGAUACAGACAACAGUGGAACCAUAACCUUUGACGAACUCAAAGAGGGUUUAAGGCGGGUGGGCUCGGACCUUAUGGAAUCAGAAAUUAAAGAUCUUAUGAAUGCGGCUGACAUCGAUAACAGUGGAACAAUAGACUACGGGGAGUUUCUUGCAGCCACCGUACACUUGAACAUGUUGGAGAGAGAAGAGAAUUUGGUUUCGGCUUUCUCUUUCUUCGAUAAAGAUGGCAGUGGUUACAUAACCAUUGACGAGCUUCAACAAGCGUGCAAAGAAUUUGGUCUUAGUGAGCUUGAUCUCGACGAUAUGAUCAGUGAGAUUGAUCAAGAUAACGACGGGCAAAUAGAUUAUGGGGAAUUUGCAGCCAUGAUGAGAAAGGGAAAUGGAGGUGAUGCAAACAGCAUCAGUAUCGGAACCAGAACCAACAUUCAAGACAAUUCUCUUGUUCAUGUAGCCAAAUCUAACCUAAGUGGGAAAGUCUUGCCUAUCCUUAUUGGCGACAAUGUCACCGUAGGUCAUAGUGCUAUUUUGCAUGGAUGUACUGUGGAAGAUGAGGCAUUUGUUGGUAUGGGUGCAACAUUGCUUGAUGGGGUUGUUGUAGAGAAACAUGCUAUGGUUGCUGCUGGUGCUCUUGUGAGACAGAACACAAGAAUACCCAGUGGAGAGGUUAGUGGUAUUUUUGGCUCCCUGUAA